This is a messenger RNA of Rattus rattus (black rat), 7870 nucleotides long. It is a transcript of the gene Golga4, whose product is annotated as golgin A4. The coding region runs from base 231 to 7190 and encodes 2319 amino acids. The record is from RefSeq and is a predicted model, not a curated record. The transcript is spliced from 26 exons. Lineage: Eukaryota; Metazoa; Chordata; Mammalia; Rodentia; Muridae. Gene Ontology annotation, cellular component: Golgi apparatus. Gene Ontology annotation, biological process: Golgi vesicle transport. Gene Ontology annotation, molecular function: small GTPase binding.
GCCUAGGGCGCGUUCACCUGCUGCCGUUGUCGCCGCCGCCGCCGCCGCUGACGGGGCUGGAUGGGGGGCCGAGGCCAGCCAGGGGCACCCAGAAAGAAGAGACGCGGCGGCGGCGACGCCGACACCCGCACGACAAGCGCCCCGAGGUGCCCGCGAGCUCCACAGGAAGGCGGCGAGGCCCGGGCCCAGCCUCCCCGCGGGUAGAGACGCCGCCGACCCCUCGCCGCGCCAUGUUCAAGAAGCUGAAGCAGAAGAUCAGCGAGGAGCAGCAGCAGCUGCAGCAGGCGCUAGCCCCUGCUCAGGCUUCCUCCAGCUCUUCAACACCAACAAGGACUAGAAGCAGGACAUCUUCAUUUACAGACCAGCUUGAUGACGCGACACCCAACAGAGAGCUACUAGCCGGGAUGGUAGCCGAGCCUGCCUUUCUCUCUGAAUACACUAUCUUUGCUUUGGAUCCCUCCAAACAGCCCAAAGCACAGACUGGCAGUGUGAAUGCAUCGACUCAGGCAACGAAAUCUCCAGAUGGAGUUAAUAGAGAGGAGUCAUCCCCGUCUCAGUCAGGUGACACACAGACUUUUGCACAGAAGCUGCAGCUCCGAGUGCCUUCUAUGGAGUCUCUGUUUCGAAGUCCCAUAAAGGAAUCCCUGUUUCGGUCUUCUAAAGAGUCUUUGGUCCGGACAUCUUCCAGAGAGUCCCUGAACCAAGUUGACCUGGACUGUGCUGCUGCCACCUUUGAUCCACCUUCUGAUAUGGAGAGCGAGGCUGAAGAUGCUCCAUGGAGCUCAGACAGCCUCAGCAGGGAGCAGCUGCUCCAGCGCUUGCGCAGGAUGGAACGGAGCCUGAGCAGCUACCGAGGGAAGUACUCCGAGCUGGUCACAGCGUUUCAGACUCUUCAGAGAGAGAAGAAAAAGCUACAAGGUAUAUUGAGUCAGAGUCAAGAUAAAUCACUUCGGAGAAUUUCAGAAUUAAGAGAGGAGCUGCAAAUGGACCAGCAAGCAAAGAGACACCUGCAGGAGGAGUUUGACGCCUGUGUGGAGGAGAAGGACCAGUACAUCAGUGUUCUCCAGACUCAGGUUUCUCUUCUAAAGCAACGAUUACAGAAUGGCCCAAUGAGUGUUGAUGUUCCAAAACCACUCCCUCCAGUGGAGCUCCAGGCAGAAGCGCACAGUGACGUGGAGAAGCUGGAGGAGAAGCUGGAGGAGAAGCUGGAGGAGAAGCUGGAGGAGAAGCUGGAGGGUGUCGGGGAAGCAGUGGGAGGUGGGACGUCUGCUAAGACCCUGGAGAUGCUCCAGCAGAGAGUGAAACGUCAGGAGAAUCUGCUUCAGCGCUGUAAGGAGACAAUCGGGUCCCAUAAGGAGCAGUGCGCACUGCUGCUGAGCGAGAAGGAGGCACUGCAGGAGCAGUUGGAGGAAAGGCUGCAGGAGCUGGAGAAGAUGAAGGAGCUUCAUAUGGCUGAGAAGACUAAACUUAUCACUCAGUUGCGUGAUGCAAAGAACUUAAUUGAACAGCUUGAACAAGAUAAGGGAAUGGUAAUAACAGAGGCGAAGCGGCAAAUGCUUGAGACCCUGGAACUGAAAGACGACGAAAUUGCCCAGCUUCGUAGUCAUAUUCAGCGGAUGACUACCCAGGGAGAGGAACUGCGGGAGCAGAAGGAAAAGUCUGAAAGAGCUGCUUUUGAGGAACUCGAAAAAGCCUUGAGUACAGCCCAAAAAACUGAAGACGCACAGAGAAGAAUGAAGGUGGAGAUGGAUGAGCAGAUAAAGGCUGUUGAGAGAGCGGGCGAGGAGGAGCGCCUCCGCCUUCAGCACGAACUCAGUCGGGUGAGGCAGGAGGCUGUCAGCAUGGCGAAAAAGAACUCAGAGCAACACGCUGACCUUCAGAAGCUGCAUGCGGAGCAGCUGGCCAGCAAAGAGCAGGAGCUGAGCCGGAAGCUGGAGAGCCGGGAGAGGGAGCUGCAGGAGCAGAUGAGGAUGGCCCUCGAAAAGAGUCGAUCAGAAUAUUUGAAGCUCACCCAAGAAAAAGAGCAGCAAGAAUCCUUGGCUUUAGAGGAGUUAGAGCUGCAGAAAAAAGCCAUACUUACAGAGAGUGAAAAUAAACUGCAGGGACUUCGGCAAGAAGCAGAGGCGCACCGAACCAGAAUUCGUGAGUUGGAAACGUCUUUGGAAAAAAGCUUACAAGAAAGCAGAACUCAGUCCGAGCACUGGGCUGUUCAUCUGGAAGCUGAGAAGAACAAGCACAAUACAGAGCUCACGGCCCUGGCGGAGAAGCACAGGACAGAACUGGAGGGCCUCCAGCAGCAGCAGCACAGCCUGUGGACCGAGAGACUCCAGAGCCUCUCGCAGCAGCACCAGGCUGCUGUGGAGGAGCUCAGAGAGAAGUAUCAGCAAGAAAAGGAUGCAUUGCUGAGGGAGAAGGAGCGUCUCUUCCAGGCCCACGUACAAGACAUGAAUGAAAAGACCUUGGAGAAGCUCGACAAGAAGCAACUGGAACUGGAAUCUGUGUCUUCUGAGCUGUCAGAAGCACUGAAAGCCCGGGACCAGCUUGCAGAGGAGCUUUCUGUCCUAAGGGGGGACGCAGAUAAAAUGAAGCAGGCUUUAGAGGCCGAGCUGCAGGAGCAAAGGCGUCACCACCAGCGUGAGGUUGACAGCAUCAGUGAGCAACAAGAAAUAACCGUCCGCAGAACCGAGAAGGCACUGAGAGAUGAGCUCAGUCAGCUGGGGGGGCUCCUGAAGGAGAAGGACGAGCACCUCCAGGAGCGUCAGGCCCAGGUACACGAUCUUGAAGCUCGUCUUCAGAAGUCUGCUGAGGAGCUCCAGCAGGCCUUGGCCAAGCUGGGCCUCCUCCAGGCUCAGCAGAGCACCGCACAUGCGCAGACAGGCGCGUAUGAGGAGCAGCUGGCCCAAAUGCAGCAAAAGGUGUCGGACCUGGAAACAGAGAAGAACCUUCUGACCAAGCAGGUGGUUGAAGUGGAAACACAGAAGAAGCAUGUGUGUGUGGAAUUGGACGCUCAGAGAGCUCAGGUCCAGCAGCUCGAGAGACAGAGGAGUGAACUGGAGGACAAGGUCAAAUCCUUAGCCCAGCUCCAGGAGUCUCAGCUCAAGAACAGCCAUGUGGAGAAAGAGCAAGCACAGCAGAUCCUGACGGAAAAGGAAAAUGUCAUUUUACAGAUGCGAGAAGAACAGGCCAAGGAAAUGGAGAUCCUCAAACAGAAAUUGUCUUCUAAAGAAGAGAGCAUUAGUAUUUUACACGAGGAAUAUGAAACCAAAUUUAAAAAUCAGGAAAAAAGAAUGGAAAAAAUUAAGCAGAAAGCAAAAGAAAUGCAAGAAAUGAAGAAAAAGUUGUUGGAUCAGGAAGCCAAGCUUAAAAAAGAGCUUGAAAAUACUGUCCUAGAGCUUAGUCAGAAAGAGAAGCAGUUCAAUGCCAAAAUCCUGGAAAUGGCACAGGCUAACUCGGCUGGAAUUAGCGACACGGUGUCGAGACUAGAGGAGAACCAGAGGCAGCAGAUAGAGAGCCUGACCGGGGCUCAUCAGCGAGAACUGGAUGAUGUCAUAGAGUCCUGGGAAAGGAAACUCAGUCAGCAGGCUGAAGAGCUUCGGGACCAGCAUGAGAAGCUGAUAGAGGAGAAGGAGCAGGAGCUUGGGGAGCUGAAAGAGCUUCGGGACCAGCAUGAGAAGCUGAUAGAGGAGAAGGAGCAGGAGCUUGGGGAGCUGAAGCAGAAGGUCCUCACAGUCCAGUCUGAAAAAGAGGAGGUGACUCAGGAAGUGGCGCGCCUGACAGAGGCAGUCACUGGGCAGGACGUGACCCUAGCUGGCCUGCAGGGGCAGCUGGAGCAGAAGUCUGCUGCCGUCCUCGCUCUUUCAGACAGUCACGCUCAGUUGCAGUCACAAGUGGAAAAGCUGGAAGUUGAUUUGGGUUGUGCUCUGAAUGAAAAGCUUUCUCUUCAAGAGGAGCUGGCUGAGCUGAAAAUGCUGGCAGAGAGGGAGAAGCUCAGGGUCUCCGAGCUGACUGGCAAGGUGCAGGCUGCAGAGGAGGAGCUUCAGAGCUGUAAGUCCUUACAUGAGGUCAGCAGGAAGAGCUUGGAGGACAAAAGCUUGAACCUCAGAACCUUGCUUGAGGAGCUAGCAUCUCAGCUAGACCGUCACUGUGAGAGAACUAAAGCUUUGUUAGAAGCCAAAACAAAUGAGCUGGUCUGCACCAGCCGGGACAAAGCUGACGCUCUUCUCGCCAGGCUGUCCCGCUGCCAGCGGCACACAGCCACAGUUGGGGAAGCCCUGCUCAGGAGAAUGGGCCAAGUUUCUGAAUUAGAAGCACAACUUACACAGUUGACAGAGGAGCAGUGUACACUAAAGAACUCUUUUCAGCAAGUUACUAAUCAAUUGGAAGAAAAAGAAAAUCAGAUUAAGACCAUGAAGGCCGAUAUGGAAGGUCUUAUCGCAGAAAAAGAAGCCUUACAGCAAGAAGGAGGCCAGCAGCAGCAGGUGGCCUCUGAGAAGGAGUCGUGUAUCACACAGUUGAAGAAGGAGUUGUCAGAGAACAUCAAUGCUGUCACACUACUGAGAGAGGAACUCUCGGAGAAGAAGUCUGAGAUCGCCAGUCUGAGCAAGCAGCUAAGUGACGUCAGGGCUCAGUUGGAGAACAGCAUCAGCCCGAGCGACAGGGCCGAGGCCAUCUCUGCACUGAGCAGGCAGCAUGAGGAACAAGAGCUGCAGCUGCAAGCUCAGCUUCGGGAGCUGUCUUCAAAAGUCGAUGCUCUGAGUAAGGAGAAAAUGUCUGCCCUGGAGCAGGUAGAUCAUUGGUCUAACAAGUUCUCAGAGUGGAAGAAGAAAGCACAGCCCAGAUUUGCGCAGUACCAAAGCAUGAUUAAAGACCUGCAGACACAGCUUGACCUAAAAGCCAAAGAAGCUGGUGAAAAGGAUGAGCAGAUACGCUUGUUGAAGGAAGACCUUGAUCAGCAGAAUGAAAGGUUUGAAAGUUUAAAGGGCGAGAUGGAAGACAGCAAGAGCAAGAUGGAGAAAAAGGAGUGUGAUCUAGAGACUGAGUUAAAGACUCAGACAGCUAGGGUCGUUGAAUUAGAAGACUGUAUUACUCAGAGGAAAAAAGAAGUAGAGUCCCUAAAUGAAGCCCUCAGGAAUUACAGCCAGCAGAGGGACACUGAGCACAGUGGACUGGUUCAGACACUUCAGCGCCUGGAAGAGCUGGGGGAAGAGAAAGACAACAAGGUUAGGGAGGCUGAGGAGACGGUCCUGGGGCUGAGGGAGCGCGUGUCCUCGCUGGAAGCUGAACUCCGAGUUGUGAAGAAGGAACUAGACGAUGUGAAUUCAAGUGUGAAAAGCAGAGACGGGGAGCUGAAAGCGUUAGAAGACAAACUUGAGUUAGAAAGUGCUGCGAAAGUGGAGCUGAAGAGGAAGGCGGAGCAGAAGAUCGCCGCCAUCCGGAAGCAGCUCUUGUCUCAGAUGGAAGCGAAGGUGCAGCAGUGUGCGAAGGACACAGAGAGCCAGCUGAGUGAGCUGAGUGCAAAGUUACAGGACAGAGAAAAGCAAGUCCACAUCCUAGAAGAAAAACUUAAAAACCUAGAAAGUUCUCCACACCCAGAAAUAGCAGUUGUGUCAAGAUCCAUGGGAAAUGUGGCAGCGUCCCCUGAGCAAGAGGCAGCAGAUUCCCAAGAGUGCACACAGGAGGCACGCAAGGAGAGAGUCUGCGUGCUGCAGAGAAGUGUGAUCGAGAAAGAGAAGCUGUCACAGAGGUCGGAGCAGGGCGAACGGGAGGCGCUGCAGCAGGGCGAACGGGAGGCAGCGCCGUCUCAGUCUGAGGUUCAGCACAGGGAACUCUCUGUGAAGUUAGAUCACGCCAGAGCCAAGCAGCUCGAGGAUCAGGUUUUGAUAGGAUGUCUUCAAGAAGAACUAGAAGAAAGGAUGAAGUGUCCCUUAAUUCUGUCCCAGCCCAUGGGAGAAGAAACUGGUAAAAACAACACAGGAGUGAAGCAAAAUUGGGCAAGUAUCAUUGACACUGUCCAGAAAACGCUCCAGGAAAAGGAGCUGAGCUGCCAGGCCCUGGAGCGAAGGGUGAGAGAGCUGGAGUCAGACUUAAUAACAGAGAGGGGCGCCCAUAGACUUGAAGUGGAAAAGUUGACCUUAAAAUAUGAAAAAUCACAAUCUCCACAGCAAGAGAUGGGUGGGAAAAAUACGUCUGUAGAAAUUUUGGAAGACAGGCCUGAGGAAAAUUCCAAAUCCCAUGUGAUAGAAUCGAAACUGGGGACCCCCAUGGACGGCCGGCACAGUGACCUGGAGUCGAAGUUAGCAGGGUCAGAGCGGGAAAAGCAGAAGCUGAGCAAGGAGGUGGGGAGGCUGCAGAAAGAUCUCCGAGCUCUGAGAAAGGAGCAUCAGCAGGAGCUGGACAUCCUGAGGAAGGAAUGUGAGCAGGAAGCAGAGGAAAAGCUCAAACAGGAGCAAGAGGAUCUUGAGUUGAAGCACAGCUCCACACUGAAGCAGCUGAUGCGGGAGUUUAACACCCAGAUGGCACAGAAGGAGCAGGAGCUGGAGAGAACUGUCCAGGAGACCAUCGAUAAGGCCCAAGAGGUGGAAGCUGAACUUCUGCAAAGCCACCAAGAAGAGACACAGCAGCUGCAUAGAAAGAUUGCGGAGAAAGAGGAUGAUCUGCAAAGGACGGCCAGAAGAUACGAGGAGAUACUUGAUGCCCGGGAAGAAGAAAUGACUGCAAAAGUAAUGGACCUGCAGACCCAGCUGGAGGAGCUCCAGAAGAAAUACGAGCACAGGCUAGAGCAGGAGGAGAGCGCCAAGGACAGUGUUACAGUUCUGGAGCUACAGACACAGCUGGCCCAGAAGACCACCCUGAUCAGCGAUUCCAAGCUGAAGGAGCAGGAGUUGAGAGAGCAGGUCCAUAAUUUAGAAGACCGUUUGAAAAGCUAUGAGAAGAGUGUAUGUGCAGCAGCUGUGGGGGCACCUUACAGAGGUGGCAAUUUGUACCACACUGAGGUCUCACUCUUCGGAGAACCUACUGAGUUUGAAUAUUUGCGAAAAGUGCUGUUUGAAUAUAUGAUGGGUCGAGAGACCAAGACCAUGGCCAAAGUUAUAACUACUGUCCUAAGAUUCCCUGAUGAUCAAGCUCAGAAAAUUUUGGAAAGAGAAGACGCUCGGCUGAUGUUCACCUCACCUCGCAGUGGCAUCUUCUGAUAACCGUCAGUCUGUGCUUAGUAAGCAUGUGUCAUGGCUCCGAACCUCAUCCUGAAGAAAUGGGGAGACUGAGGCUGGGCAUCCGCUGCUGAGGAAGCUGCCCUCCCACAUGUGGUGUUUGUGGAGAAUGGCGCUGUCAUCAUGGGCCAUUCGUGUAGCUUGAAGACACGUUACCCUGGCCACAGAUACAUAGCUUUUGAAGCAGACAUUCUUGGUGGGGAAAUGGUGAUAGUUUUGUUCUUUUUCAUUCAGUUUUUUUCUGGGAAGUUCUCUGUGGUUCAAAGGCUGUUCUGACCGGCCACCCGACUUGGCUGUUCAGUGUCUUUCUUGGGUUCUUCUCCCUCUCUUUAAAGAACUAUCUUCCUUAUUUAUUUUAGGGUGGUUUCUUUUUCUUCUUAAAGACUUGUGCAAUACAUUUUGAGGUGAAACUUAGUGAAUUUUUUUCUGAUAAAUUAGAGAAUUUAAUUGACUAUUUGCUAAGGCUUGCUUCUUCAAGCUAUGAUAAGUCCCAGAUGGCAGCACCUCAUGUUUACCUAGCUUUUGUACUUAUAUUAUUUUUCAGAGGAAAAAAUACUACUGUAAAUUGUAAAUAGAACAUAAUCCUAUUGUCUGCAGCUCUGUGACUGUUGGCCAUGUCAUCUCAGAGGAUCAGAUGAAUAAAGUUUAUUUCCUAUAUAAUA